AUGGGGGACCACGGCGGUGGAGAGGCAGCUGCUGGACGCAACUCCGGCCGCGUGGUCCGCAGGUCGGCCUCGCGAUCAGGGACAGCCAAAUCACCCGCCACGACACCCGGUCAAGGCACAGGCAACUGCCGCUAUGACAGCUCACUGGGGUUGCUCACAAAGAAAUUCGUGGCUCUUGUGGAGGCGGCUCCGGAUGGUGUGCUGGACCUCAACAAAGCAGCAGAGUCCCUGAGUGUGCAAAAACGACGGAUCUACGACAUCACUAAUGUCCUGGAAGGCAUCGGGCUCAUUGAGAAGAAGUCUAAGAACAACAUCCAAUGGAGGCCCAUGGCGACAAGUGCAGACGAGGAGUUCUCUCGAGAGAUCCAACUCAUGACUGACGAGAUCGCCCUUCUCCAGAGUGACUCGGACGUGCUGGAGCAGCACAUAGCGCAUGUGCGGAGCAGCAUUCACUCGAUGACGGAGGACCCAGCCAACAAAGAGCGGCUGUACGUGACCAACGAGGACAUCGUGAGCCUGGCCACCAUCAACUCUGACACCGUCUUCGCCGUGACAGCCCCCCAGGGCACCAGCCUGGUUGUGCCCGACCCAGAGUCUGACGUGGAGAUGGGGCAGCCGCGUAACUACAGGGCCAUCCUGACGAGCGACACGGACCCCAUAGAGGUGUGGCUGGUGUCCACCAAGAACCAGGCCAACGCACUGCCGGACAUGGCGGCCGCAAACGCGCAGCACCUGGCCAUGGGCGCCCUGCCCGAGACGCCCGCGCCCCUCUCGCCCGGCGUCCUCUUCAAAGCCGAGGGCGCUGCCCACCCCACAGGCGCGGCGAUGGGCGCGGGGCCGGUGGGGGGAGCAGGGUUGGAUGGCGCGAUGGGGCUGCCGGCGAUGGGGGGCUACGGAGCGCUGGCGGGGGGCCUGGGCCUGGCGAUGCACCCGCAGAGCCCCAGCGUGUUCAUGAAGAUGCAGACGCCCGACCUGGACGCCGGCACCUGCUGGUACGAUCACGACGUGCCCCCCACCCUCGGCGUCGCCGACAUCUUCUCCGACGACACCGCCAACCUCUGA
Coccomyxa subellipsoidea C-169 is the source of this 1062-nucleotide messenger RNA. RefSeq lists its product as hypothetical. Gene Ontology annotation, cellular component: RNA polymerase II transcription regulator complex. The coding region runs from base 1 to 1062 and encodes 353 amino acids. The transcript has 6 exons. Gene Ontology annotation, biological process: regulation of transcription by RNA polymerase II. NCBI's taxonomy places the organism in Eukaryota, Viridiplantae, Chlorophyta, Trebouxiophyceae, Coccomyxaceae. The record is from RefSeq and is a predicted model, not a curated record. Gene Ontology annotation, molecular function: DNA-binding transcription factor activity, RNA polymerase II-specific; protein dimerization activity; RNA polymerase II cis-regulatory region sequence-specific DNA binding.